UGGUAAACAAAAACUAGUUCAUCAUCGUCUGACCAUGACUGAAACGAUACAAUCCAUGAAAUCGAAAGUAUAGUGUUCACUAAAAGACGAUCAUGGGUUGCACCUUCGCCAAGGUACCUAAAGAUGGCAAAGGGAGUGUCCAAGACCUGAAUCAUGCAGGAGAUGCUCCAAGUGCCCCUCCGGCUCAAGACCCCCGAAUACCGCUAACUGCACGACAGAAGUUCAGCAUCUCAAAAUCUUGGAAAGCUAUCGCGAGAGCUAUGGAACAAACAGGAGUUACAAUGUUCGUCAAGUUGUUUGAAGAAAACGAAGAGCUUCUGGAGCUAUUCGAGAAGUUCAAGCACUUGAAGUCUCGGGAAGAAAGAGAACAGAGCGAAGAGCUCAGAGAACACGCAACCACAGUUAUGACGACACUCGAUGAAAGUAUCAUGUCUUUGGACAACGUCGACCACUGCAUUGACUACUUGAGAAACGUCGGAAGGACACACAGAAAGAUCAAGGGAUUCAAAAGCGAAUAUUUCUGGAAAAUGGAAGCUCCCUUCCUUGCUGCAGUUAAAGAAACCUUAGAGGAUCGGUACACUGAAAACAUGGAAAGCAUAUACAAGAUCACUAUUCACUUCAUUCUCCAGACUGUCGUCGAAGGCUUCGAAGGCACCCAGCAGCAAAAUAGCGUGUGACUGCACAUAAUGGCACUUAAAGCAAGAAAACCGUCCUCAACGGCACUUAAAUAGAAUUGCAUGCAUUGGACAUACACAUUCUGCUAACAAGAAUAACGAAAUACGUUCAUUGUGAAGCUGAAACUGUGACAGCGAUGAUUUUAUGACCUAUAUUCAGUGUUUUUUUUUUUUUUUUUUUUUUUUUUUUUUUUUUUCUCCUUGGAAGUCUUGGAACUAAAAUUUGAUUUAAAAUGGAACAGUGCUUCGUAUUGCUUCUUGCAGACAGAAUAUAGCUGCAAUGACUUAAAUCUAGUCUCUGUUGUUGUAUUUACUUUUUUAUACGUAUUUACCUUCGUUUAGUUCUUGUAAUUAUAUUUCCACAUCCUGUUUCUAUUCAUUUCAAUUGCUUUGAUGAAUUUGAAGACCAAUAACAAUAUUAGUGCAGUUUACGACUCUCGACCUGAAUAAAAGAAGACUGCUAAUUUUGAAAACGAACCUCAAAGAAUUUUUCCUCUCCUCCGGUGGCAUUACUUUACAUUUUGAUGCGUCGUUCAAUCAUUAUCUAGCAUUCGUAACCCAGAACUGAGGCAGUAAACUCAAGCCAAAUAUGCGGCAGCGCCAUCUGUUGUUGUUUAUUGAAAAUAUAUUCCCAAUUUCCCAUCAAAGCGAUGUGUUCCAGUUGUGUGUGACUUGUGACCAUUUAUCGCAUGUGUUUGGAAUUUUCAAGAGAAUGUGUUAGAAUUUCGAUGUCAUCUAGGCUCGGUUUGUUGUGAAAAUCGCCGUGUUAGAAGUUUUACCAUUGUGUAUAUAUUAAUCAUACCCAAGUUGACGUGUUUUAUGUCAAUCGUUCAACGUAUUGUUCUGAAAGUAGGCUUUCGCCUAAUAAUCCAAAGGACUGUUUUACAUUUUGAAAUAGUCAAUCGCAUUUAAAUAUCCAGAUCGUUCAGAAAUCAGAUAUUUGUAGAGAUAUCAGUACUUUUUCCUUUAAUAAUUUAAAAUUAAGCGCGAUAUUCCUCUAGUUAGAUAUUAAUACAACAGAUGUUAUACCAAAAUUUAUGCGUUUCCGUUUAGAAGGAAGCACUCUAACAAUAAAGAAAUGUUUAGGUUAAGUCUUACUUGCAUGGAUUAUUAACAAAAUAAAGGAAACAGGAUUCUUAAGUAUAAAUUUCUAUAAAUUCUUAAAUCGCGUUUUCUGGAAGUUCUUUUGCGAUUGGCUGUUUUUAGCUUUGCCAACCAUUUUAAUAUAUAAAUUAAAGACAUAACUGUUAUUCUGGACUGAAACGAGAAUUGAAAUGUUAUGUACUUCAUUUCUAUCAAUGUUGUAUCCCAGUUAUUUUCAUGAUUAAUGUGAGUGUAAUACUGUUUGCAUAUAUAUUUUGCAAUUAUUCAGAACUGCCCAAUGGCAACACCAAUCAACGAUUGGAUGUAGUAGGCUAAAUAAGCCAAUUCUAUUUCGACAUAUUUGGAAAUUUAAAUUCGUCUUGGUUGCUAAAAAUAGCGCAAUUUUAGGAUGAGUUUACUCCUAGUUAAUUGUUGAUAAAAACUUAGCAGAUUAUUCCUAAAGAUAUUUCUCUAAUUUCUGAGCAAUUUUCAAAUUGUAGACCUUCUUACGCAACCUAAUGAUCAAUCAAUUAUUUUUUUGUGCACUUUUGAAUCAUCAAGAUUCUUAAUAUGCUUAUUAAAAUUUAAAAUGAACUAUUUUUACAAUAUUCGAAAAUAUAGAACUUCAGAAGAAAAUCAGUCAUAAAAUACAAUAUAUUUUAUUAAUGAAUUUUUUAUCUAUGUCGAAAUAAUUUUUUGUAGUAGUCUUUAAAUUACGACUAAACACGUAAGCUUAUUUUUAAAAGAUCUUUCAAAUUUUAAAUCAAAAAAUAUAUUUUUGUAUAUGUGACUCGGUUUGUUUUCAGAGUUUAAGACUCACUUGGACAUAAAUCUCUUCAAUUCAUUUUGACAAAUGGUUUAUUAUCAAAAAAUAUGUAUAGAUAUUUGUAUUCCACUAAAUAGAAAAAAUAAUUAUUUGCCUUACAUAUAAACAACCUAUCAAGAUAACUGUAAUCAAACAGAAAAAUUUACGUAACCGUAUUAUGAAAAAUAUGUUUCAAGUAUUCUAUUUCUUUAAUGUAAUUAAUAUACUUAACGUGAAAUUUUAAAAAAUCUGGAUUUAUAAACUGAAAAGGCACAAAAAUCUGGUAUUUAUGUUCAAACUUCCAUAUCUGUUAAUAAAUUAUAGCGAAGUAUUUAGCGUUAUCUGUGUAAAAUAAGCACACUUCAGUUGCUUUUAAUUAGCGUAUUUAUUUUUUUGAUAUUAUCUAAAGUCUAAACUUUACAAAAACAAUACAGUGAAGAAACAGUUAGUUCGGAAAACGAUAUAUGAAGAUGAAAAAAAAAUAAAAUAUGGUAAAACGAAAUAUCUCAGAUAUAUAAAUAUCAUUCUACGAUGACAAGUAGACAAUAUAUGAUUUUACUGAUGACAAGUUUUCUACUUCACAAACGUACUAUGAGGAUAAACUAAUAAAUUUCAUGUGAGAGUAACUAAAUAAAUUAUAAACAUAUAAUUAUAAAUAAAUUUACUGCUUAUAAUACGGAUUUUUCGAUUCCACAGUGUUAAACUUCAUCUAAGUAUUUAACUCACGAAGAGCGAUCUUUCAAUCAGUUUGAGUUGAGUGAACUAAACUCGAAAUAAAACGCAAUAAAUUUGUAGCAUAAAGCGAGUUUAGAAUUAUACUCAAACUGCUUCUGAAUGCCUUUUGAUAUUAAACAAUGAUUUGCACCGAAAUGACAGAGAGGGCGCUUUAAGCAAAUGUGAGUCGCUGAAAAUAAUCGAUGCAUGAAAAGGAAUCGAUUCCUUAACCCUUGUAUUUGUUUCACAAUUUACACACUAUCUUUCCGCUGUAUCGAUUUCACGAAAACGAUAAUCCAGUUAGGAACUUUGUAAAUAGAAUUUUUAGACCAGCCAUGUUCAAUGUAUAUUGUAACAGAAGACAUGGUCAAAAAGGAAGCUAACCUCAUGGUGAGAAAUUUGCUGCCGAAAACAAAAGAAAUUGAGUUGUGUCAUUGAUUGAGCUUUAGCGGUGAAGAAGGAAAGCAAUGCACGAGACUGGAGACUAAAAUAAAUAGAACAAUACUUUAAGGCAUCUAAGAAACAGAAAACCACUUCAAAAAAAUUCUUACAUGGGUAAAUUUUGCAGUAAUUGCAGAUAAACUAUGUAACAAACAUAAUUACGCUAGAGCGUCUUUGAGAACUAUUUAAGAAAUAUCAAACGAAAAUCAACUGUAGACACAAAAAGAAAACAACUAAGUAAAGCUAUAAAAUAUAUUGUAUUCCUUCCUCAAAUGUAAAUAUCAAAACUUUUCUAGUACAUGACAUUGUGUCGUUUGAACUCUAGUAAUCUGGAGUUGCAGUCGUUAAUUAUUCUUUUUAGGCUUAGUGAAAAUAAGGAGUUUUUUUUUUUUUUUUUUUUUUUUUUUCUUUUAUUGCUGAUACUAGCCAUUUUAGGUUUUGGCUACUACUAAGACCACAAGCAGUAUGCAUUUUAUUAUGGAAGCACCUAAAAAGCGGCAACUGGCCACUGUUACCUCCUAUAAAAAGAAAGGCAAUUUACAUCUAUACCUACUCCGAGAUUCGAACCCAAGCCCUUCGGUACUACCGUCAGAGUUACUAACCACUUUCCCGACUGGACGGCUAACGAAAUUAAGGUUGUCAUAAAUUGAUUUAAGUGUUCUGUUUCUCCUUCCUAAAUACUAUAAAAUACUAAUAUAACUCGGUAUAAAUUUUAAGAAAAAACUAAAUUAUUUUAGACGAAUGUGAGUAGCGUGUAAAUUUUACUACAUUAUUCGGCAAAUAGAAAGUAAUUCCUUAACCGUAAGAAAUGGCCCUUUUCUGGAAACACAGUAUCGUCAUGACAUUUCCUCCUCUCUGCAUAAAAACCCUUUCGUUUCAUAAUUGCCGUUUACGCAAAUAACGAAUUAUUUUUAUUCUAUAUUCCGCUCAGCAGUUGCUAGGCUCACAAAAGUUAACAGAAAAGUAGCAUUAAGUAUAGAAAUGCUAAAACUGCAAAAGGCUCUAAAGAUCAGUGUCUUUCAAUGAUUACGUUUGUGGUCUAUACGAAGUUUCGGAGAUGGGAGUGGGUUAUUUAAUUAUGGAAAAGCAAUUUAAAACUAUUUACAUUAAGCCUUUCCAAAAUGUUCCGAUAUUACGUAAUUUAUUGGAAAACCGGAAAAUAUACCAUACAGUCAUUUCGUUCAAUCCCAGAGAAUAAAAAUCUAUGGCAAACUGCUGGCAUAUCAGAUGUUUUCUCCUUUCUCCACCGAUUGAAGAUGCAUAUCCCAGUAGAAUCAUGGCCCUCCCUGUUAUAUACACCCCAUUAAAAAAAUAUUUGUCUUGUUAUCCCUCUAAAACUACCCUCAUGUAAAAAAAUCAGACUUUAUUAAAUCCGUAGCGCAUAAAAUUUAAAUACAUUGCACAGCACAAAAAUUUAUAAUGAUAUGUUGUUGUGACUUAAUCUCACUUGUCUAACAGUAGCAUCAGAAGCCCACGAAAUUCAUCGUGGUAAGGAGUGCAAGAUCGCACCUGUCUUUGGUAAAACCCUUGAGUACCAAGGUGGCAGUAGGUUUUGGGACAAUCAGGUGACAGUACGACUUUGCUCAGUUCCUCCCCACCCCCUUUUAAAGGACAGCACUCCGAGGGGACGGGUCUGAGGAUCUCUCACCCCUCUUCUCUUACCACCAACUUCUUCACCGCAUAUUUAGAGUACCCUCAUGACGCACAAACACUGUAUAUUUACAUAUAACCAUGCCUUCUUCGGAAUUCGAAUCCGGGCCCUUCGGUAUAGCAGUCAGCGUCGUUAACCACUAUUCCGGUUGCUAGGAAUAAUGAAAAGUAAAAAAUAAAUGGAAGUGAAAAAGUGAGCCACUCAUCACUGUUGGACCUCGUAAGAAAGGAAAUCUAGAAUUUUAUCGUAAAAACAUAAUAAUAAUAAUAUAGCACAUUAUGAUACGACUAAUUUUUCUAGUCAAAAGCAUUGAAGUACAAAUUAAAUAUGAAUAAGUGAUUGAAAUUUGCUUUUUGUUAGAAAUGCCUCUGUGAGUUUAGUGCAUAUUCCUACCACAUUAAUAACUUAAAAAAUAUUAAAACUCUGCUAAAAAGUUGUCAUAAGGGUAACAAGCAGAAAAAGUUUUCUGAGUUAUAUGCACGAUUUGCUGAAAAACUAUUAAUAGCAACUGAAAUGUCCUAUUUUAUGCAGUAAAUAUCCCAUGAAUCAGAUUAAAAUCAUUCUUGCUUCGAUUUCUCAUUUAAUCAUUUUCGAAUUUUUCAUUAAAAUACGCAUUUCUGAAAUCGUAACGUAGCGUCCAAUUGUUGGAGACCAAAUUUCUGUUCAACAUCAGUAAAAUGUAUUCAUAUCUAUGGUACUUUUACCGAAGUAUGUGCGCCAUAUUUAUCGAAAUUAGAACUUCCUGUUACAUGAUAACAUGUCGUAGAGAAUAAUCACUGUUAUGUAUUAUAUUUGUAAAUGUGCCUGAUGUUCAACCAUAUAUAUAUUGCCAAAGUGAAUUUGUACUAAUGGAUUGAAAAUGAAAAUUAUUUCAAAUGCUUACGUAAAACAUAGAAGAUGUCGAAAUAUAUUAUAUUUAAUCAAGAUUAA
Molecule: messenger RNA, 6298 nt
Organism: Stegodyphus dumicola
Lineage: Eukaryota; Metazoa; Arthropoda; Arachnida; Araneae; Eresidae
Product: neuroglobin-like
Biological process (GO): oxygen transport
Molecular function (GO): oxygen binding; heme binding
Source: RefSeq, a predicted model, not a curated record